Rotaria socialis is the source of this 678-nucleotide messenger RNA. NCBI's taxonomy places the organism in Eukaryota, Metazoa, Rotifera, Eurotatoria, Philodinida, Philodinidae. The record is from the annotation of a GenBank genome assembly.
AUGAGACCAAAUAGAAAAUCAAGAAAAACUGCGGAUGAUGAAGAGGAUGAUGAUGGCGACUCAAUUAAAGAUGAACAAGUUCGAAGAGAUAUUCAAGUUUUAUCUGAGCGAUUAUACGAUUUAAAAGCAAGAUUUAUGAAAAUUAUUCAUAAAAUGAAUAAAGAUUCAAUUGAAUUUUUAAAUCAAAUACCGCAAACAGAUGAUACACCUAUAAAAAAAACAAAACGAGAAAUAAUAGAUGUAGAAGAAAAUAGUGAUUCAACAAAAACAUCAAAUCCGGAUUCCGAUGACGAAGGCGAAAAGGAGAAUCUAGAAGAAGAAGAAGAAGAAGAAAACAAAGACGAUGAAAAACAGGAAGAUAACGACGAUGAUGAAGACGAAGAUGAUGAAAAACAAAUGGAUAAAUCUAAAAUACUUUUACAAGCCCGGAAAUUAUCGAUACAGUCAAUUAUUGAACGUCAAGCUCGUCGAAAUAAAUAUUUCAAGCAUAUUGUUGCAUAUCCGAAAAUUAUGAAAUAUCUCAUGAGUGAUGAUCCAACUUGUACAAGCGUUCCUCUUCGUCAUCUAGAACCAUUUAUCAAACAACAUGUUCAUAAAACUCCUAAGGGUCACAUUUAUGAUAGAGUCAAUGAACAAAUUCGACAAAUCCGUCUUAACUAUCUAAAAACUUGUAUAUAA